AUGAAUAUGUCAGAUGAUGAAGAUGACCGAAGCUUUCACGCUACGCGUGGCGGCUACUCCCAUUUGAGCGAUGUCGAAUGGGAUGCGGUUGAACGAAUGGGUUCGACCAUGGGCAUCCAUGCUGUUAGCGUCAUGCUAGAGGCUCUCAAUAGAGAUGCCCAACAUGCUACUAUCGCCAAGUUCAUUCAAAAUGAACUUGACGCAGAACGCGAGAAAGUAGCCUUGCUUCACCAACAAGGUUCUCAACAAGCAGAGUUGUUGAGAGAACAAGGUGCUCAACAGUUUGAACUGUUGAGACAGCAGCAGGCUGCUGCUGGCGGGUCGAUGCACUCGCGUCGGCCCGAGACUUUGAAGAUUGACAUCUCAAAGGCGCGUCGCAUCGACGACGGGGAUAUGCAAGUUGCAUUUGCCCAGUCAAAUCUGGCAGGACGUGCCAAGACUUGGGCACUGGGGCUCAAGCUGCACGACCCAUAUGCGUUUGGGUCGUUGGAAGUUUCUUCAAGUCGCGGCUCAGACAAACGUUUGAACCGCCUAGAGCUGAGUUCAGAGCUCGAACCGAACUCUUGA
Molecule: messenger RNA, 567 nt
Organism: Peronospora matthiolae
Lineage: Eukaryota; Oomycota; Peronosporomycetes; Peronosporales; Peronosporaceae
Source: the annotation of a GenBank genome assembly